CAGGGAAGCUGAAGACAUGGCUGGAGUGUUUGACAUAGACCUGGACCAGCCAGAGGACGCAGGCUCUGAGGAUGAGCUGGAGGAGGGGGGUCAGUUAAAUGAAAGCAUGGACCAUGGGGGAGUUGGACCAUAUGAACUUGGUAUGGAACAUUGUGAGAAAUUUGAAAUCUCAGAAACUAGCGUGAACAGAGGGCCGGAAAAGAUCAGACCAGAAUGUUUUGAGCUACUUCGGGUACUUGGUAAAGGGGGCUAUGGAAAGGUUUUUCAAGUAAGAAAAGUAACAGGAGCAAAUACUGGAAAAAUAUUUGCCAUGAAGGUGCUUAAAAAGGCAAUGAUAGUAAGAAAUGCUAAAGAUACAGCUCAUACAAAAGCAGAACGGAAUAUUCUGGAGGAAGUAAAGCAUCCCUUCAUUGUGGAUUUAAUUUAUGCCUUUCAGACCGGUGGAAAACUCUACCUCAUCCUUGAGUAUCUCAGUGGAGGAGAACUAUUUAUGCAGUUAGAAAGAGAAGGAAUAUUUAUGGAAGACACAGCCUGCUUUUACUUGGCAGAAAUCUCCAUGGCUUUGGGGCAUUUACAUCAAAAGGGGAUCAUCUACAGAGACCUGAAGCCGGAGAACAUCAUGCUUAAUCACCAAGGUCAUGUGAAACUAACAGACUUUGGACUAUGCAAAGAAUCUAUUCAUGAUGGAACAGUCACACACACAUUUUGUGGAACAAUAGAAUACAUGGCCCCAGAAAUCUUGAUGAGAAGUGGCCACAAUCGUGCUGUGGAUUGGUGGAGUUUGGGAGCAUUAAUGUAUGACAUGCUGACUGGAGCACCUCUUUUCACUGGGGAGAAUAGAAAGAAAACAAUUGACAAAAUCCUCAAAUGUAAACUUAAUUUGCCUCCCUACCUCACACAAGAAGCUAGAGAUCUCCUCAAAAAGCUGCUGAAAAGGAAUGCUGCUUCUCGCCUUGGAGCUGGUCCUGGGGAUGCUGGAGAAGUUCAAGCUCACCCAUUUUUCAGACACAUUAACUGGGAAGAACUUCUAGCUCGGAAGGUGGAGCCCCCUUUUAAGCCUCUGUUGCAAUCUGAAGAGGAUGUGAGUCAAUUUGAUUCAAAGUUUACACGUCAGACACCUGUUGACAGCCCAGAUGACUCAACUCUUAGUGAAAGUGCCAACCAGGUCUUUCUGGGUUUUACAUAUGUGGCUCCAUCUGUACUUGAAAGUGUGAAAGAAAAGGUUUCCUUUGAACCAAAAAUUCGAUCCCCUCGAAGAUUUAUUGGUAGUCCACGAACACCUGUCAGUCCAGUCAAAUUUUCUCCUGGGGAUUUUUGGGGAAGAGGUGCUUCAGCCAGCACGGCAACUCCUCAGACACCCGCGGAAUACCCAAUGGAAACAAGCGGAAUAGAGCAGAUGGAUGUGACAAUGAGUGGGGAAGCAUCAGCUCCUCUUCCAAUAUGACAGCCCAACUCUGGACCAUACAAAAAGCAAGCUUUCCCCAUGAUCUCCAAAUGGCCAGAGCACCUGCGAAUGAAUCUAUGACAAAGUAAUGCUUUUAAUGAACUUGAAGCAAAAAAAAAAAAAAGAAAAAGAAAAAGGAAGAAAGAACAAAAGUAGAGGAAGUGAUGAUAUCUGGCAAGAUAAAACCAGAAGAAACAAAAUAAUAAGUCUCAGAGUCAGUGUCUUUACCUAGAACACUUUGGAUGGAGUAAAAAUAAACAUGGAUUAAAAAAAUCAAUCAAUGGUGCAAAAUUCAAAAAAACAAAAAACAGGCAAGCAAAAUAGUAUUGUGGAACUCUUAGGCACAUCAGUUAACUGAUUCCUAGUGACAUCUUUCAACCUUAUCAA
Messenger RNA from Dipodomys ordii (Ord's kangaroo rat), 1831 nucleotides. RefSeq names its product ribosomal protein S6 kinase beta-1. The transcript has a single exon. Gene Ontology annotation, molecular function: protein serine/threonine kinase activity; ATP binding. The record is from RefSeq and is a predicted model, not a curated record. Bases 17 to 1444 code for a protein of 475 amino acids. Gene Ontology annotation, biological process: signal transduction; cellular response to insulin stimulus; protein phosphorylation. Lineage: Eukaryota; Metazoa; Chordata; Mammalia; Rodentia; Heteromyidae.